Molecule: messenger RNA, 501 nt
Organism: Letharia columbiana
Lineage: Eukaryota; Fungi; Ascomycota; Lecanoromycetes; Lecanorales; Parmeliaceae
Exons: 2
Coding region: 1-501 (166 amino acids)
Molecular function (GO): oxidoreductase activity
Source: RefSeq, a predicted model, not a curated record
AUGUCUACUGUUCAUGAAGAACGCCUCAAGUACCCGUUGAUUCGCAAGAAUGGCGAUUUACAGCGCGCCUCAUGGGAUGAAGCCAUGUUUUUUAUCGUCAAAAAGACGAAGGAUCUACAGAAGCGAUUGAUGAACCAUGGUAUCAGCUUUUACGCUUCUGGACAGCUUUUUCUAGAGGAGUACUACGUGCUUGCGAGGGUUGGUAAGGCUGGCUUGAACACUUUGCAUAUGAAUGGGAACACUCGUCUUUGUAUAGCAAGUGCUGCAGCUUCCAUGCGGGAGUCAUUCGGCUUCGACGGUCAACCUGGGUCAUAUACUGACAUUGACAUUACUGAUUGUCUGUCCAUAGUCGGGCACCAUUCCUCGGCAACACAGGCUGUUCUAUGGUCGAGGAUAUUGAACACGUUGGAAGCUCCUGAUCUUCCAAAACAUCGGUGUAGUUCCUCGAUUGUCCAAAAACCGCGAAGCGGACGACUGUUCGUUUGGCCCCCUAAAAAUUGA